AUGUUUUACAACCCACUCGCAAUCACUGCAUCCUCUCUGGACCUCCACCCCUCGCACAGCCUACCAGAAAGGAUUCGAGCUGCAGCGUCCGCCUCGUCUCUUGCAAUCGAAACCGUCUACCAAGAGCUUGAAGAGUACGCGCUCUCCCACACGCCACCCACAUACACGAUGCUGCUAGAACCAUCUCCCAUCUAUAACUUUGAGGGCCAUGAAUUGCCCCUAGAAGAGCGACUCGCUCGUGCGCGGAAUUGGCUCGAAAUCGCCGCCUGCUUGAAGGCUAAGUACCUGCAAGUGCCCUCCCAGUUUGAUACCGGGAACAGCUCGGGAGAUUGGACUCGGAUGGUGGGAGAUCUUCAAGCGCUUAGUGACUUAGCGGCUUCGUACUCGGUUGGCAUUGCCUACGAGGCUGUGGCUUGA
Aspergillus luchuensis is the source of this 417-nucleotide messenger RNA. RefSeq lists its product as uncharacterized. The record is from RefSeq and is a predicted model, not a curated record. NCBI's taxonomy places the organism in Eukaryota, Fungi, Ascomycota, Eurotiomycetes, Eurotiales, Aspergillaceae. Bases 1 to 417 code for a protein of 138 amino acids. The transcript is spliced from 2 exons.